Molecule: messenger RNA, 2475 nt
Organism: Rhopalosiphum maidis (corn leaf aphid)
Lineage: Eukaryota; Metazoa; Arthropoda; Insecta; Hemiptera; Aphididae
Exons: 2
Coding region: 1-2475 (824 amino acids)
Biological process (GO): proteolysis
Molecular function (GO): aspartic-type endopeptidase activity
Source: RefSeq, a predicted model, not a curated record
AUGGUACCUCCCGCAUCAAUUGGUUACGUAGAAGCUGAGGCACGGGUCAUCCGUGGUACCGACAGAAUUACCUCAUUCAUUGUCGCCGCAGGUGAAUACAAGGCUCAUAUUCAAAAUGCCGGCAAACGUUCAAAAGUUGACAACAUGCUGCGAGACGUGAACGACAUCCGUGCAAAAGUCGAAGAGGAUAUCCAGUACACGGAACGGGCUGUAAGUCAAGGCAUUGCGCCGAUGGAUGUCACUGAUACAAAGGACAGUCGGGCACUCUCUGCUGCAUUCGACAAUCUCUAUUACGAGCUCACCGCCAUUUCUGAUGUACAUAAAUUUACGCUGGGACGAGUCCAUGAUCAAUCAGUCACUCCGAACAUGGGCCCAAAUAAUAGCAUGGCAAAUCUGUCUCACUAUCAACUACCAAAACGCAAGUUCCCUACGUUCUCUGGUUCAAUUACGGAAUGGCAAGGAUUUGACGAUCUUUUCAACUCAAUUAUGUCCCACAUGGCAGACCUUCCUGCAUGGAGUUUAUUACGUGCCCGAUAUGGGAAGAAGAGGGAUUUUGCCAGAGUCCAUCUUGAAGCUCUUUUAGUUUCACACUCUGUGCUAUCUAACGAUGCCGGUUCUAUAAAAUCUCUCAUCCAGUCAAUUCUUGAACAUACAGCAGCUUUGGACAACCUGGAUCUAACCACCCGGCUAUGGAGUCCAAUCUUGAUCCACAUUUUCGAAAAAUAUUUGGAUUAUGACCUUCGUGCUCGGUGGGAAAUGAUUCUUGGUGAACGGCACCAACCACAGAUUUCCGAAUUCGUUGAGUUUUUGCGCUCUCACGUGCGGUCCGCUGAAGCUCGGUCAGGACUUUAUUCUGCAGUGAUUCAAGGUUCUGUUGGUCGAUUCCAACCCUCUGAAAAAUCGAAAUCCAACCAUCGUCAGCGUCCUAUAUACUCGUCAAAAGCACUGGUUGCAACCACUAACCAGUCUUCCGCUCCGUCAAAACCUUGUCCAUUGUGUACACAGGUCGAUUUGAUACGCCAGUGCCAAAUUUUCAUAAACCAAAGCCCAACAGAACGGUUCGAAACCAUGAAGAAAUUUCAACUCUGCAUUAACUGUUUGGGCGCUGGACACUCUACGGCAGAAUGUCCAUCAAAACACACUUACCACUCGUGUUAUAAAAAACACCACACAUUGUUGCACUUUCCAACCAGCCCACCCAUCAUCGCAGGUAUUCAGUCACCAACAUCAAUGUUCGUUGCCACAAAUAAACCUCAGACCAUACUACUAUCUACGUUACUCAUCAGUGUCGUGUCAGUGAACAACCAGAAACAAACGUUUCGAGCCCUAUUAGAUACGGGCGCGCAGGUUAGCUUCAUUACCAAGAAAAGUGCAGAUCGCCUAGCGUUACCUAUACGUCGCUGUUCAACACAAAUAAGUGCCUUCUCGGGUGCAUCGGUCAACGCGGUGUCGGGCGCCAUUUCGAUCAGCAUGUCACCAGUAGACAAUUCAGAACCGUCUAUUCCUCUUGAUGUUUACAUUGUAGCAAAAAUAACGGAACCCUUACCUCAAACUUCAUUCACAUUCACCGCGUUGCCUCAUUUGAACAAAUUGAAUCUAGCGGAUCCAACAUUUAAUAUUCAAGGUCCAAUUUACAUUCUGUUGGGCGCCGAUGUCGCCCCAUCCAUCCUCACCGGAAACCGUGUUGCCGGACUUCAGUCACACCCAACAGCCUUCAACACUGUUUUCGGAUGGGUUCUGAUGGGACCAGUCACACCAAGUACAACUACUGAAGUUACGUCAAUGCUCGUCACCACUGAGACAUCACUCGAACAGUCUCUAAGUAAAUUUUGGGAAAUGGAAGAACCCCCUCACACGGAACACCUGAGUUCCGAUGAAGUGCAAGCUGAAGCAAUAUUUACUUCGUCCGUCAAGCGCCUAGUAUCUGGGCGAUUCAGCGUUGCACUACCAUUCAAACAACCACAUCCAAUAUUGGGAGACUCCAAAGAUAUGGCACUUAAGCGAUUUCAUUAUUUAGAGCACCGAUUAUCACGUGAGGAAGGGCUCUCACAACAAUACAAAGAUUUUAUGAGAGACUACUUCACAAUUCAACAUAUGGAAGUCAUUCCCACAAACCAAAAAAUGACUCCAUACUGUUACUAUAUACCACAUCACUGCAUCUUACGCCCAGACAGUCUUACAACGAAACUCAGGGUAGUUUUCGAUGCAUCUGCUACCACUACCGUUGGACGAUCAUUGAACAGCAGCUUAUAUACGGGUCGUAAGCUCCAACAAGAUCUACCACAGAUUUUGAUCCAAGCACGUGUUCACAAAAUAUUGUUCACAGCAGAUAUCAAACAAAUGUACCGGCAGAUCGAAAUCCAUCCCGAACAUAGAGAUUAUCUAAGAAUUCUAUGGCGUUUCAACCGCGACCAGCCAAUCGAAGAAUAUCGUUUAUGCACCGUCACUUACGGGAAAUCUUGUGCACCGCAUUAG